GGCGUCUGACGGUUGCAUCCUUUGCUGUAGCAACGCAGCUGCUCCUCCAUCCCUUCCUGCCUCGCCUGCAUCUGACAACCCGGCUGCAGGAGCCUUUUGUGUCUCUGCGGGGGCCAUUGUUGUCUCUCCCCCUGUUUGGAACAAACGCAACACCAUGGACAUGAUGGGCAACAAAGAGCGGCGAGGCGUGAAUUUCAAAGGCUUGCUGAAGAGGAAUUGGCUACUGAUUGCCACGGUUUUAUCAGUGCUGCUCGGGAUCAGUUUGGGGGUCGUGGUCAGAGAGUAUGCGUCCCUCUCCAAUCUCGACAAGCAGUACUUCGGCUUCCCAGGGGAGAUCCUAAUGCGAAUGCUGAAGCUGGUCAUCCUCCCUCUUAUCAUUUCAAGCAUGAUAACAGGUGUUGCAGCCCUGGACUCUGAGGUAUCGGGAAAGAUCGGUCUGCGAGCCGUCAUCUAUUACUUCUCAACAACCAUCAUUGCAGUUAUCCUCGGAAUUAUUUUGGUGAUGACGAUCAAACCAGGAGUUUCCCAGACAGCUGAUCACAUUGACAGGGUCGGGACCACACCCAACGUCACCACGGUCGACACACUCCUGGACCUCAUCAGAAACAUGUUUCCAGAAAAUCUGGUGCAGGCUUGUUUUCAGCAGUACAAGACCAAACGCAAAGAGCUGGAACCUCCAAAAGUUUCACCUGACCCAACAAGUAUUCCACCUCUCACAACUACGGUCAUGGAGGCAGUAGAGAAUAUCACCAAGAACUAUAAAAUCAUUGGGGCAUAUUCGGACGGAAUCAACGUGUUGGGGCUUAUCGUGUUCUGUGUCGCCUUUGGCCUCGUCAUUGGGAAGAUGGGCGAAAAGGGGCGAAUCCUCCUGGAAUUUUUCGAUGCACUGAAUGAAGCAACUAUGAAAUUGGUCCACAUAAUUAUGUGCUACAUGCCAGUAGGGAUCCUGUUCCUAAUUGCUGCUAAGAUCAUUGAGGUGGAAGAUUGGGAGAUCUUCAGGAAGAUGGGUCUUUACAUGGUGACCGUGCUGAGUGGUCUAGCUAUCCACGCUCUCCUCUGUCUUCCCCUCAUCUACUUUGUCAUCGUGAGGAAGAACCCGUACACGUUCACACUGGGAAUGGCUCAGGCCCUGGUGACAGCGCUCAUGAUCUCCUCAAGCUCUGCCACUCUACCCGUCACCUUCCGAUGUGCCGAGGAGAACAAUCGCAUCGACAAGCGAAUCACGCGCUUCGUCCUCCCGGUGGGGGCCACCAUUAACAUGGACGGCACGGCGCUCUACGAGGCGGUGGCUGCCAUCUUCAUCGCCCAACUGAAUGACUAUGCUCUGGAUGUGGGCCAGAUCGUUACCAUCAGUAUCACAGCAACGGUUGCCAGUAUCGGAGCAGCAGGAGUCCCUAACGCUGGCCUUGUCACCAUGGUGAUAGUCUUAACAGCUGUAGGUUUACCCGCAAGUGAUGUCACACUGAUUGUGGCUGUGGAUUGGCUCCUGGAUCGGUUCCGUACUAUGAUCAACGUGCUGGGUGACGCUUACGGGGCCGGUAUCGUCCAGAAACUAUCCAAGAGGGAACUGGAGAGGAUGGAUCUGUCAUCAGACGUGGAUGUCGCUAACCCCUUUGCUCUGGAAGCCACUCUGGAUGACGAAGAGUGCGAGAAGAAAUCCUACGUGAACGGAGGCUUCACAGUCGACAAGACAGAUGCAAUCUCCUUCACUGAAACCUCCCAGUUUUAGCCUCUGGCUGGCUCAGGGGGCCAGAGAGAGUGGCAUGCUGCACGGGAUGUAAAGCAGAGAGCUUUCCAUCAUGUAUCAGCACCAUGACGCGAGAGGAAAACGAUCCAGCCAGACCCAUCCAAGCUCAGACAUCAGCAAUAGCAGCCUCCAUUAAGAUUAUCUGAGAGGAUCACCCUUCACGUUGGGCAACCAUGACUAGAUUAAAGUGCUUCCCUCUAACUCAAAGUGUGCCAAGAUUAAGAAAAGUCAGUCUUCUUUUGAACAAGUGUCUCCUUCAUACAAAGAUGCACUUACAGUGUGUGUGUGUGUGUGUGUGUGUGUGUGAAUGUUUGUGUGUGUGCAUGAGGAUGUAUCUGAGGUGUGUGUAUUACAACAAAUAUAUAAAAUUCAUUCAUGUACUUUUUUGCUCCUUGAUCAGACAUGAAUUGUCUAAAAUGUCUGAAUGAUCUUCGCGUGCCUAUUGUGAAAUGUCUAUUACCCAUGAUGCACUGCUUGUAUAGCUAUCUGUAUAUUUAAACUGUGCCAAACAUAUAAAGAGUUUUUACAUCGAGUUGCAUGAGGCAAUAUGUUAAGAAAUGGGGGUGGCUGGUGCGGACUGGUUUUUUUAUGGAGACUUCACAGAGACUGGAGAUGGUCAACAAAAGGCUUAUGAAGUCAAUGAACACUGUGAAACUUUUUAUUUCAGAACCAAAUCGCUAAAGUAUGUUGAUUAAUUACAAAAUAUAAUAAUAAUAAAUAUUGUAUUCAGGCAUUGGGGGGGAAACCUAUUGGAUACAGCUGAUUGUAACCAGACAUUUUUCUUUGUCAGCUCAUGGAUUUAUAUGUCAUUAAUCCGAUUGGCAAAGUUUGUCAUUCUAUGUUCCUUUAGAAAAUGUCGCUACUUCAUUUUGACAAAGUUGUGGGACUGAAAUAUGUUCAGAUGCUACAGCAGCUCUGCUAUCACAUAGAUGCAUGACAAGCUUUCAUCUGUCAAACAAAAUGUAGAUGGUUAUAAACAUUUUUGGUGAAUCAAGAGCAAAACCUUUGUGUACAUUUGAUCAGCUAAGGAAUAGGUUGACAACAUAACUUUUUUUUUUUUUGCCCCAGAGUGAGCCGGGAUGAUCAGUAGCACUCUCAUGUCUGUACAUUAAGUACAGACAGCGACAGACGACAAAAGAGAGACUAACAAAAACAACUAACGAGGGUUGGUAACUGCAGAGGGUGUAUGGGGGUGAAACUAUGUUGGAAGAAUAAGAUUUAGAUAUUGUGCUGACCAUUAUAACAUUAUAUUUCAACUGGAAUUCUGUCAAUAUUUAACUUUUUGAACAGGGGCAUGUUUGACAUGUUUAGAGAGCCAGUGGUUUAAAGUCUCUAAUACCAUGCUGGCUGUAUGACACACAUCUCUAAAAAGCCAGUAGCAUUCUUGAACACAUUGUUCAACAACAACAUAUCAAGCCAGUUGUGUUGUCACGUUUACACAAGUGCACGGUUUAAUGCUCCCGACAGUUUCAACUGACACGGUGACUUCAAACAUACAUAGAAGAGAGAAGUAUUAUCUUACUGUAUCCAUAAGAUAAAUAAGCAUAGCAUUAGUUCAAGAGUUGUGAAACCUUGCGAGUGUGCACUAGAAGUACAACAUGUGGACAAAAGAGUAUUUAUGUCAUAAUGACCAUAUGGAAGUACUCCCAGGUCCUGGUCUUGUUGUCCUGAAAUAAUUACAUGGGGUUGUUGCCAAAAUGGCUGCCGGGUGGCAAGACUUUCUUAUCAGGAGUUUAGAAUGGAGGAUAUUUCCCGAAUUGUAUUCCAAAAAUGGCAAAUUAGUGAACCAAGUCCCACGGUCUCGGAAACUCAAACCUUGUCUGUUUUCAGAAGAUAAGAGAUAAAAUGAUGGAGUUUGAGGUUUACUGUGAUUCCACAUGACUAGAACCUUAGAACCUACUCCGGCAUUCAUGUUUCGAAAAGGUCCAAAACAAUUUUGUGCAAAAUCCAUUACUAUUACUUAAUCCCAGUUUGUCCCUACUCUGCCAAAGGGGCCACAUUUGAAAUGAAACAUGGGUGAACGAAGAUGUUUACUUGUCUUAACACUGAUCGGAGAUGAAGCGUGUAUAAACGUUGCAAGUCAGGUUGGGUCAUAUUUUUCAAAAGCACACUAUGAUGGCAACAACAUAACCCGUGUCGAUACAAACAACUACUUGAUUACCUACAGUAUGUGAAACAACAUGCACUACACAAUGACUAACUGCAAGCUAA
Paralichthys olivaceus (Japanese flounder) is the source of this 3958-nucleotide messenger RNA. RefSeq names its product solute carrier family 1 member 1 (gene slc1a1). The record is from RefSeq and is a predicted model, not a curated record. NCBI's taxonomy places the organism in Eukaryota, Metazoa, Chordata, Actinopteri, Pleuronectiformes, Paralichthyidae. Gene Ontology annotation, cellular component: plasma membrane. Gene Ontology annotation, molecular function: L-glutamate transmembrane transporter activity; L-cysteine transmembrane transporter activity; glutamate:sodium symporter activity. Gene Ontology annotation, biological process: L-glutamate transmembrane transport.